UGGCUCUUGGUAAGCUGGAGACAUUCAAACAGCAAGAAGGGGGAAAUAAAAAACAAACCAAAAAAGAAUAAAAUAAAAUAAACGCAUAAAUAAAAAAAAUACAUAUAGUUAGAUGAGCCAAUGACUUCCAGUGUGUGUUCGGAACCAGGGAAUUGCUGCUCUUGAUCCAGUGUGGGUGUCAUCGUGCUGUCACAGCGCAAGCUGCAGCAACGCCCCCGGCGCACCUGCUGUGGUUGCAUGUUGUGAAAAGCACGGGUGCUCGCCUCCGCCAGUCGUGAUUACUGCUGAAGAAGAAGAUACUGCUUGACAUUAACAGGAAAUACUUUUAACUAGAGUUCUCCGAACCCACUUCAACCUGUCUGCUGUACGACCAACCUAGUCCACAAGUGUUAGACAACGACUGUAAGUGGACUCGCAGAACCAUGAUGAAGGCGCCGGUGGCUCUCUGUUUCUGGAUUUGUGCAACAGGUUUAACACCUGCUUUCACUUCUACUGACGUGGCCGAUUCCAGCGCCUCAGCAUCCACUACCCUCCUGCCACCCACUUCAGGGCCUGUUACCAAGGAAACCACAGACCACAGCUCAUUGGCUGCUAUGACUACUACGACUAUUACCAACCAAACUGCAGGCUCACUGUUUACCUCAACUGGCCUGGUUUCCAAUGAAACGACAGGCAACAGCUCAUUGGUUAACUCAACUGACCUGGUUUCCAAUGAAACAACAGGCAACAGUUCAUUGGCUAAUUCAACUGGCCUGGUUUCCAAAGAAACUGCAGACAACAGCUCAUUGGUUAACUCUACCACAGAUUCAACAUCUCCAGCCCCCAAUACAACCCAUGUAAGUAGUACAACACUAGGAAUAAAUGAGACCCAAGUAACUACCAACAUAUCCAGUGCACCCACGACCCUCAGUAGCACCAUGCCGGGGAAUGAUUCCUAUACCUCUCAGUAUAAGAGCAGUGUCAACACAAUGACUCCUUUACCAACCAGUAACGGUACCAUGAUCAGGAGCAGUCCAGAGCCGCCUGCCAGUACUGCUGAGAGCACAACGACCAGCCAGGUUUCAAACCCCACUGCCAGCACCACUGCCUCUGCUGUCAUCCAGCAGGAUACCCGAGGAGGCAAGUCUGGAAACAGCACCACUGAUGGGAUUGUGUCUCAGAAGAUUCGACCGCUGUCAGGGUCAGCAGUGGCGGUCGCUGUGAUCGGGACGAUCGUAGUGCUGGGAUUACUGGUCGGAGCACUGGUCUGGAAGAAGAGGGAGAGGUACACUCGUCUCGAGGAAGACCAGCCCGUGGGAUCCCAGGGCAACUACACUAAUCCUGUAUACGGGCUCUGAGGAGCUCCUGCGGCAGGACUGAGCUGGAAUGCAAUGGGAGCAGCCAAGAAAAAAACUGCUUUUUAAUGAUAAUCAAGAUACGGGAAUGAUGUACUGCUCAACCCCAGAACUACCCCUCCUCUGUAUCUGCUCUGAAAGACUCUGCUUGUGGCAAAUGCAGUUGCAUAGCAACAGAGGAACGUAAUGGACUUGCAGUCCAGGUUUUAGCAGCAGGGCGGCAGGUGUACUGUAUAUACACACACACAAUCAGGUAUACUGUAUAUACACACACAUACACACACAAUCAGGUAUACUGUAUCUAUACA
This is a messenger RNA of Acipenser ruthenus (sterlet), 1642 nucleotides long. Its product is annotated as serine-rich adhesin for platelets-like. The coding region runs from base 423 to 1337 and encodes 304 amino acids. The record is from RefSeq and is a predicted model, not a curated record. Lineage: Eukaryota; Metazoa; Chordata; Actinopteri; Acipenseriformes; Acipenseridae. The transcript has 4 exons.